Molecule: messenger RNA, 434 nt
Organism: Cherax quadricarinatus
Lineage: Eukaryota; Metazoa; Arthropoda; Malacostraca; Decapoda; Parastacidae
Source: RefSeq, a predicted model, not a curated record
CCCUGGGAGAACCAUAGACUGCGAGUACUCUGGCAGCACCAGGACAAACAUGAGGGCAUUGUUUGAUUGUGUCGAGAACAGAAGAGUCUUCUUCGCCGAAUCUUUCCAUGCUGCCUUGGCAGACGCUGGAACUAAUGACAAAGAUCUUAUCCGCCUGGUGGUGUCUCGCUGCGAGAUUGAUCUUGGCAACAUAAAAACAGAGUACCAUAACUUGUAUAACAAACAUCUUGAGGAAGACGUCAAGGCUGACACUUCAGGGGAUUACAAGAAGGUUCUAGUCUCUCUCCUUGGCUAGAUUCAACAAGACUGGCACAUGCAUGGAGUCUAUGAACUGUUCUUAUUAAUAUGAAGUUACUCUGCCUUAAACAUUUUCUAGUUUUAUUAAUAUUGUAAAUAACUUUGUAUAACUUGUACAAUAAAAUUAACACCAUUAA